GCUGGUAAAGGAGUCUGGCUCUGAUGGGCAGAGUAUUGGUUCUAGGGAUUCUUCUGCAUCUUCCCCAGUACCCAAUUCGGACAGCUUCUCCACGGACCCUAUCGGAUUGCCUCCUUUGACAAUGCCUCCGAAGCCUGGAGAGCCAGCUGUUCGGGCCAAGUCUAACUCUAUAAGUGAACAACUAGCAAAUCCUGAUGUAGCAAAAGCAAAGCUGAUUUCUCGGAUGGCUAAAAUGGGACAGCCUAUGCUACCUUUCCUUGCAGGAACAGCAGGCACCCAGCUUGACUCCAGUGACUCAGAAAUAGAGGACCCAAAUACAUUGAGAGGAACAGCACAGCCUGUCUCUUCAUCCCCCAAGAGACCUUUCUUGCAGCCAGCUCAUGCAGUACUGCCUCAGUUGACAACGCAAGUACCUCAACCAUCUGUUUCUGGGCUCCAAGUGCCCUCUGCUGCCUUAAUGCCUGCAACCCUCCAGCCCCAUUCAGCUCUCCCUGGAAGUGCACAGAGCUUUCAGCCGUAUGCAGAAAUGGCAUAUGCCUAUUCACAAACUGCAGCUGCUUCCCAGCUCCAGCCUGUAGGACAGAUGUAUCCAUCACCUUUCCAAGCACCUAGUGAUGUUACUUCAUUCUUGAUGACAGAAGCUCGACAACAUAAUACUGAAAUCCGAAUGGCUGUUAGCAAAGUAGCUGAUAAAAUGGAUCAUCUAGCUGCCAAGGUGGAGGAGUUACAGAAACAAAACACUAGCAACAACUUGCUGCUACCUGGCAUCUCUUCAGUUACCAUGGAAACUGCCAUGAUCAUGAGCAACAUCCAGCGCAUCAUUCAGGAGAACGAGAGGUUGAAGCAGGAGAUAUUUGAGAAGAGCAGCCGUAUUGAAGAACAGAAUGAGAAGAUCGGCGAAUUGAUUGAGCGGAAUCAGCGGUAUGUUGAACAGAGCAACCUGCUGAUGGAGCAGAGAAACAACUCAUUGCAAACAACAAAUGAACACACUCAGGCAAGGGUGUUGCAUGCAGAGCAGGAGAAGCACACGCUGCCAGUGGAUCGGGGCUGGGACCAGUAUUCAGCCUUGCAGUCCCAUGUUGCUGCCCUGAAGGCUCGCUAUGAAGAACGUAUCAGGGAGCUGGAGAAGGGCUCUGUACUGGAAAAUCAGGAGAGAUCUCCGCCUGCAGACUCUACAGAAGAGGUGAAGAAGAUCAUGAAUGGGGUAUUUCAGACUUUGAGGGGUGAAUUUGAGCUGGAGGAGUCGUACAGUGGCAGAACAGUUCUUGGUGUUGUCAUGAACACCAUCAAGACUGUAACUCUGCAGCUGCUCAGUAGACAACAGGAGAGACGAGACAGCAACAGUGACGAGGAGGAGGCGGAGCCUAGAACUGGAAAGAGGAAACAGGAAAGCCCACCAAAAGCAAAGGAGGACCAUGAAGGUGCUGUCCAAUAUGGGCCAGCACCAAGCACUGUGUGCCCAACUAAACCAGCAGGUGAGUCUGCUGGUAUUGCUACACCUCCUAGAUCUCCUGAGGAAGGGCAGAGGACCCAGAACACUACAGCAUCAGAAGUGAAGGUGAUCCAGGAGAUGCAUGAAGCGCAUACCUUCUCUGAAUCGGUUCAGCCAGUAAAGCCCAACCAAGGACUGGUGGAUCCUGAGGAGGAUGUAGACUCUGUACUGGCUGAGCAAAGGCAGGCAAGUGCUCCCAGUGGGCUAGCUCAGCAUGAAGGCAGCUCCCAAAAAAUAGCAUCUGUUCAGGCAGAAACGCCAGAGCCUUCUAUUCUAGACACAAAGCUGGGAGCAAUGGAAGAGGCUUUGCCUUCGGAAACACCAGCUACAGAGCACAAGGCAGAGGAGCCUGCAGGAAGACUGGAACCCCUGCCUCUGAAAAGUGCAGAGGGGGGGAGUUGUCUGGGAAUUCCAGAUGCACCCAGGUUUGAAAUGGGUACAAGCAUUUCUGACUUAACAUCUGAGAUGGCAGAGAAGGAUCCAGCCACCAACCAUGAAACUACAGAACCCCAAGGACUGGCAUCUAGCCCCAAGCAGAAGGAUUCCAGUCUCACUGAGAACGAUGAUGACUUGUUUAAAGUUGCAACCCAUAAACCACUAAAGCCUGGAGUUCCACCCGAAGAGGAGGAUGAGGAAGAAGUGAGCAUGAAAGGACACCCUCCCCCAGCCCCACUCUUUGGGGAUGAUGAUGAUGAUGAUGACCUGGACUGGCUGGGAUGAAGAGUUGGAAGAUGAUUUGGAUGUGGCUGGCAAGCAAGCCUGUGAGCUUCCCCUUUGGGCAUAUGGCCUCUUCUCAAGUGUAUUUUGCACUUACCAGCUGCAUUUCCUUGGGAUGGAAAUGGAACAGGGCUUGGACUCUCCAAGUUCCCCGGGUUGCAAGUUAACCGGGGCUAUAAGCAAAUGACAGCACUGCUGGGCAGUUGGACCCAAUCUCGUUGGCCUGAUCAGCUAGCCCGGUUUAAGCAGCCAGCCACUCGUCCUGCAUGUUCCUGUCGCUGUCCUUUUGUGUGAGCCAUCAAUUUGUUAAUCUGAAACUCUGAUGUAAGUAUGAACUUUGUAACCAGUUGUGGAAUAAGCAAGUCUGGCAGUAUUCUGCAGCGGACACAGUGACAAAAACAGGGCAGAGAAAAUUGCUCCUCUCCCAGUACAAUUGAUACUAAAACAACAAAUAUAGAAUUCCAAAGAUCUGUGGGAUGUCAGAUUAACCCUCCACUAGAGAGACUUCAGACCUGUAGGGCUUCACAUCCGGCCAUCACAAACAUGCUCACCAAGCAGUUAGAUGCCAAUUGAAAGUACAUGAAGUAGGUUACUAUGGAGACUUCUAAUCCGAGUAUUUCCUGCCCACGAACAUGCCUUGUGGAAACUGAAGGAGUUGAGGUAACAUAGGCUUUGAGUGUUGAACACUGAGCUGUAGAAAACAAUAAAUGGUGCUACCCAAGCCAAGGGCUACUCUGCAAAGGCUGUGAAUUCAUCACAGCUCCAUGGAGCUCUGACAGGCUGAGACCAGAGUGCCAAGAGAAUGAAUACUCUGUUAAGUAUAGACCUGCAGCUUCUAGUAAGUGCUUUAAAGAUUCCUCUAGUGUUUCCCAUUGUGAGAAGUUAAAUCCCUUUACCCUCCUUCACUAAAAUGAGUGACACAGAAUGGUUAUAGUAUGUUCAUGUGUAUCCAGUAUGUUCUUAAUGUGUGUGCCAGGACAUCCUGUAAAACUAAUCCAAUGGAGGCAGCACGCUGGCUGAAUAUAGGACCAAGAGUGAGACUGAGAUUGCCUUUCUCCUAGCCCUUUUGCCUUUUGUGAACCUUCAUCCCUUUAGGGCUGAGCUAUCCCACUAGCCUCUCCAAACCACAAGCCGAAAAGCCUGCAGUAGAGGCAGCCGGUUGCUUACCAAGUGUACAGGUCCAGUGAAACAGUAAGAAAAAUUUGCAGUUACUAUUGACUAUUUAACUGUGUAUGGCACUUAGCAGUAGUUCAGUUCUGAUAUGAUAAAUAUCUGCACAACAAAACUUUUUGCCUCCUACUCACUGCAGUCUGACACCGUGAAACCAUCGUGUCCCAUAACCCCUGGCUUUUAGUGCUCCCCACCAGUCCCACCAAAGGCACCUUUGUCACCGCACAGUCUGCUCACACCCCGUCCUUACUUCACUUACAUCAUGUAUGUCCGUCUGUGAUGCAGGUUAGAUCAUCUCAGGCUGCACUUUGCCAUUGGCAAUAGAAACCCCACAACAACAGCACUACAGACAACAAGAUGUUAAUGGGAUCCCUGUCCAGACAGAGUUACUCCGGGCAGUCAUUUGCCAAUCUGCUGUGCCUUUUUUCUCUGCUGCUAAAGGUGGCAGGAUUAUAGUAUAAAGUAGAACUCUUUAGAUUAAAGGGGCACUGUUAAAUUAUAGAUGAGGGUGUAUAUAUCUUAACCGGCUUAUUCAGGACACCAUAGGUUAUUGGAACAGAAUUUGUAAAUCCAAUUUUCAUUCUUUGUGCUCUAUUUACUUUUGCUUUUCACUCAGCUGGGAAGUUUCAAUCUUAUUUAUGUUCAUUUUCUAGUCAUUUUACUUCAUGUACACAACCCUGCAGCAUUUUGAGUUGCAAAUAUUGCACAUGAGGGGAGGGAACAAAUUGUCUUUAAAAACAAACAUUUCCACUUAAAUUAUAAUAGCGUAAUGGAAAUUUUUUAGAUCUGUCCUAGGUCUGUGAACACUUUUACAAAAAUACCUGAGCAAAAUCUGCAAGUGUUCUGUUAAAUAUAGAAUAACUUGUUUUAAUUCAGGCAGUGCAGAGUACAAACCUGAUUGACAGCAGUGACUCACAUACCCAAGGGCUGCUUUGUUCUAGUGAAUAAAAAUGGGAUAAGUAGCCAAAUUUAACUAAAAAUAUGAAAGACUAAGUCCUGUGAACCAGCCAAUGUACUGAAGUGUAAACAGUUGUUUCACAUAACUCAUCUAGCUUGGGGUAGAGCACCUUGCUCUCAAGUAGAAACUAUCUAAAGUCAAAGUAUGGAAUAAAUGUGUAAGAGCAAAGGGAUUAACACAUGUACACCAGGUUUUCCAGAAGUCCCCUUCAUUGUGAUAGUCUCUAUGUAUCUGUCCUUUAACUGUGGUCUUUGGAAUCAACAUGUCUGUGGAAACUGUAAAAGCCAUGUCUGUCUCCUACACAGAUUUGAUAAAACCUGAAAAAUAAAAGUGCAAUUAAACAAAUCUA
Terrapene triunguis (Three-toed box turtle) is the source of this 4686-nucleotide messenger RNA. RefSeq names its product FKBP prolyl isomerase 15 (gene FKBP15). The record is from RefSeq and is a predicted model, not a curated record. Lineage: Eukaryota; Metazoa; Chordata; Testudines; Emydidae. Gene Ontology annotation, cellular component: growth cone. Bases 122 to 2212 code for a protein of 696 amino acids. The transcript is spliced from 16 exons.